This is a messenger RNA of Suncus etruscus (white-toothed pygmy shrew), 1123 nucleotides long. RefSeq names its product NUBP iron-sulfur cluster assembly factor, mitochondrial (gene NUBPL). Lineage: Eukaryota; Metazoa; Chordata; Mammalia; Eulipotyphla; Soricidae. Gene Ontology annotation, cellular component: mitochondrion. The coding region runs from base 9 to 959 and encodes 316 amino acids. Gene Ontology annotation, molecular function: 4 iron, 4 sulfur cluster binding; ATP binding; ATP-dependent FeS chaperone activity. The record is from RefSeq and is a predicted model, not a curated record. The transcript has 11 exons. Gene Ontology annotation, biological process: iron-sulfur cluster assembly; mitochondrial respiratory chain complex I assembly.
UCUACGCUAUGGGGUCUUGGAAGCAUGUGUUGCUUUGGGGUGGAGUGUUGCUGCGGGGUGGUGGCCGGGCCUCUGCUGUUUUUGAGAGGAGUCGAAUGAUGGUCUGUCGGCGCCAGUUAUCUGGCCCUGAGAGUGAGACUCUAAAGCGAAGAACACAAAUCAUGUCCCGAGGACUUCCAAAGCAGAAACCCAUAGAAGGUGUUAAGCAAAUUAUUGUUGUGGCUUCUGGAAAGGGUGGAGUUGGAAAGUCUACUACCGCAGUAAACCUUGCACUUGCGCUUGCAGCUAAUCAUUCGUCAAAGGCGAUUGGCUUGUUAGAUGUGGAUGUGUAUGGGCCAUCAGUACCAAAGAUGAUGAAUUUGAAAGGGAGUCCAGAAUUAUCACAAAGAAACCUAAUGAGGCCUCUUUUAAAUUAUGGUAUUGCUUGUAUGUCUAUGGGCUUCUUGGUUGAAGAGAGUACACCAGUUGUCUGGAGAGGCCUUAUGGUAAUGUCAGCUGUUGAGAAAUUGCUGAGGCAGGUUGACUGGGGGCAAUUGGACUAUUUAGUUAUUGACAUGCCACCAGGAACUGGAGAUGUGCAGUUAUCAGUCUCACAGAAUGUUCCCAUUGCAGGUGCUGUGAUUGUCUCCACACCCCAAGACAUUGCAUUGAUUGAUGCACGCAAAGGUGCUGAGAUGUUUCGGAAAGUCCACGUGCCUGUUUUGGGCCUUGUCCAAAAUAUGAGUGUUUUCCAAUGUCCAAAAUGUCAACAUAAAACUCAUAUUUUUGGUGCUGAUGGUGCAAGGAAACUAGCGCAGACCCUUGAUCUUGAUAUUCUAGGAGAUAUUCCAUUACAUCUAAAUAUAAGAGAAGCUUCAGAUGCAGGUCAUCCCAUUGUUUUUUCACAGCCUGAAAGUGAGGAGGCCAAAGCAUAUCUGAACAUUGCCACAGAAGUGGUAAGAAGAUUGCCACCCCCCUAGAGUGAAUCCCCGAGUGUUCUGGAAAUAGCCUUGUGCUUGACAACAUCACCCUGGUAAUCAGCAGUGUCAUUGUGAAGCUUAUAAGAAUAAGAGCAAUCAUGAUUAUUUUCUUGUCUUUCUAAGGAAAUGAUGUCUUAGUUUCGAUUUGAUUUGCUAAACAGUGC